AUGCAAUUGAAGUUCUUGCAGAUUAUUGCAUUUUUGCUGCUUAUUCUUGGUAUGUUCAUCUACAACGAUAUGUUCAUCAACCCAUGGUUCCGCCGAACGUUUUUGCCCAGUGUAGACGAUCCUGAUCCCGGAACUGCCGCUAGAUCUGAGAGGAAUUCAGCUGGGAAUAUUCAAAGUAUGUUCAAAGUUCUAGAACCAGGUGGCAUCUCACAAAGAAGGAUUGGUUGA
Molecule: messenger RNA, 228 nt
Organism: Strongylus vulgaris
Lineage: Eukaryota; Metazoa; Nematoda; Chromadorea; Rhabditida; Strongylidae
Source: the annotation of a GenBank genome assembly